AUGGCGCCCACGGGCCUCCUCAACUCCUUCCUGGCCGCAAUCCAGGCCUCGCUGUCAGUCCUGCUGGUCAUCUUCUACGGGGGAGUCGCCGCCCACCUCAAGCUGCUCAAUUCGGCCAAUACAAAGGCGCUCUCCAAGAUAUGCGUGCGCAUGUUCCUGCCGGCCCUGCUGAUCGUCAAGAUUGGCUCCGAGCUGCACGCGGGGUCGGCGAAGCGCUAUCUCAUCGUCUUCAUUUGGGCCAUCGUCUGCCACCUCAUCUCCUUUGUUAUCGGCAUCGUCGCACAUUUGUGGCUGGGUAUGCCGGACUGGACCACCGUGGCGCUCAUGUUCAACAACACGACUUCUUACCCGCUCCUCCUGAUUGAGGCGCUGGACGAGACGGGCAUCCUGCGCGCGCUGAUUGUGACGGACGAGACCACCGACGCGGCUGUCGAGAGGGCCAAGAGCUACUUCUUGGUCUUUGCCACGGUCAGCAGCUGUCUGACUUUUGCCGUCGGGCCGAGAUUGAUCGACACGGAGAAUGCGCCCGACGACGACGACGAAGGGGAGUCCAAGGACGACGCGCCGGAGCGAGACGAGCCCUUUGACGCUGUGGAGCGAGCAUACCGCGACCGUACCGACGACGAGGCCGGGGAGGUCAACGAGGAGACGGGUCUGCUACAGAGUCCCGACACAUACACCUUCCCGCAACGACAGUCGACCGUGUCCUUCGCCAACUACACCGAGAACUCGUUCUUCCCGUCGACGCGCCGCUCGUCCUUUUCCGGGCGACCAGCCCAACCCUCGCGGCGGUCGUCGAUGGCCGCCGUGACCCUGCAACGGCGGGCGUCCAUCGUGCCCAAGAAGCAGUGGUACAAGCUCGGCCCGCGCGCCAAAUGGUGGCUGCUGUUUAUUUCGGACUUCUUCAACGCGCCGCUCCUGGGCGCCCUCGUCGGCGUCGUCAUCGGCCUGAUCCCGGUGCUGCACCGCGCGUUUUUCAACGACACGUACGAGGGUGGCAUCUUCACGGCCUGGCUGACGGCCUCGCUGAAGAACAUUGGCGGCCUGUUCGUGCCCCUGCCUGUCGUCGUCGCCGGCGUGAGUCUGUACACGGCCAUGCAAGAGGCCCGGCAGGCGUCCCGCGAGGGCCAGAAAACCCAGCACAUGCCCUGGCUCACCGUGACGUUUAUCAUGGUCGUGCGGUUUGUCCUGUGGCCCGCGGCGUCCAUCUACUUUAUAUUCCUGGUUGCGUCAAAGUCGACCGUGCUGGGCCCGGACCCGAUGUUGUGGUUUGCCAUGAUGUUGAUGCCCACCGGCCCUCCCGCGAUGAAAUUAAUCACGCUCGUCCAAGUUAGCGACGCCGAAGAGGAAGACGAACGCAACAUUGCCAAAUUAUUGACUAUCUCGUACCUCAUCUCGCCCAUCUUGAGUUUCACCGUCGUUGGGGGGUUGAGGGCCGCUCAGGCGGCGAUUCCGUCAUGA
Fonsecaea pedrosoi CBS 271.37 is the source of this 1461-nucleotide messenger RNA. RefSeq lists its product as uncharacterized. NCBI's taxonomy places the organism in Eukaryota, Fungi, Ascomycota, Eurotiomycetes, Chaetothyriales, Herpotrichiellaceae. The record is from RefSeq and is a predicted model, not a curated record. Gene Ontology annotation, cellular component: membrane; endoplasmic reticulum. Gene Ontology annotation, biological process: transmembrane transport. The coding region runs from base 1 to 1461 and encodes 486 amino acids. The transcript is spliced from 3 exons.